AUGAAGGUCACUAUUUCUCUUUGUGUUUUCGCAUCAUUACUUGUUACGUUUACAGACGCGGCGGCGUUAACUGGUAAAUGGCCACCUCUUGAUCAACCUCCACCACCUGUGAAGGAUUGGACCGCUUUGGUUGAUUUAACAAAGGUUCCCAAUGCUCCUUUAGUAAAAGCAGCAGAUGUAGGAGUCAAAUGUCCAGACAAAAAUACUUUUUGUAAUUGGAGUUGUAAUGGGUGUACUAAGCCCGACUCCGACGUCAUCCUAUGCCCAACUAAAGGAGAUUGGGGUAUCACUUUUGAUGAUGGUCCAACAGAAUACACAACCGGCUUGUUAGAUUUCCUUGAUAACACAGGGGAUAAAGUAACAUUCUUCGUUGUUGGUUCUAGAGUAUAUGAAAAUCCAGAAAUUUUACAAAGAGCGGCUAAGGCGGGACAUCAAAUCGGUAUACAUACUUGGUCUCAUCCAUAUCUUACAUCACAAUCCAAUGAACAAAUAAUUGCAGAAUUCAAAUGGACUGAAGCUGCAAUAAAACAAGCUGUUGGACUUACACCUAAAUAUGUACGUCCUCCAUACGGAGAUUAUGAUGAUCGUGUAAGAGGAAUUGCAACUCAACUUGGUUACAAAGUUGUUAUUUGGGAUAGAAAUACAAAUGAUUGGAUGUCAGAAGAUGAUAAAUCCUACCAACUUACAUGGAUUGAAGGAAAUUUCACUGAAUGGGUUAAGGAACCUGCUACUACCGGUCAUAUUUCUCUUGAACAUGACCUUUAUAAACAAACCGCUGAGAGAGCUCUAAUAGCUUUACCAAUCGUUACAAAAGCUGGAUUCAGUAUUAAACCCAUCUCUGUUUGUUUAGGAGAAAACCCAUAUGUUGAAGAUGUUUCCCUUAAUACAACUACAACUACAGCACCAGCACCAGCACCGACAGCAGCACCAGCAUAUCCUAGUUCAAUACCAUAUGUUGUUGGUGAAUCAACAGCUGCUAUACCAUCAGCUUCCUCUACCCCUGCUACUACCAGUGCUGCAAAUACUUUAAACAGUGCUAAUUUAUGGUCAUUUGUAUCAUUUAUUGUGGGAUCUGUCAUGUUCAUUUAA
This is a messenger RNA of Rhizophagus irregularis DAOM 181602=DAOM 197198, 1089 nucleotides long. RefSeq lists its product as uncharacterized. The record is from RefSeq and is a predicted model, not a curated record. Gene Ontology annotation, biological process: carbohydrate metabolic process. Gene Ontology annotation, cellular component: membrane. Lineage: Eukaryota; Fungi; Glomeromycota; Glomeromycetes; Glomerales; Glomeraceae. Gene Ontology annotation, molecular function: chitin deacetylase activity.